Molecule: messenger RNA, 1798 nt
Organism: Echinops telfairi (small Madagascar hedgehog)
Lineage: Eukaryota; Metazoa; Chordata; Mammalia; Afrosoricida; Tenrecidae
Gene: CXCL9
Product: C-X-C motif chemokine ligand 9
Exons: 5
Coding region: 7-390 (127 amino acids)
Biological process (GO): neutrophil chemotaxis; inflammatory response; antimicrobial humoral immune response mediated by antimicrobial peptide
Cellular component (GO): extracellular region
Molecular function (GO): chemokine activity; CXCR chemokine receptor binding
Source: RefSeq, a predicted model, not a curated record
UUCACUAUGAAAAAAUGUGGUGUGCUUCUCCUGUUGGGUAUCAUCUUCCUGGUUCUGGUUGGAGUUCAAGGGAUUCUGAUGGGCCUGCGUGGACGUUGCUCCUGCAUUGAAACUAGCCACAAGAAGAUACCAUUACGAUCCUUAAAAUAUCUUAAACAAUUUGCUCCAAGCGUUUCUUGUGAAAAUACUGAAAUCAUUGCUACCUUGAAGAAUGGACAUCAAACUUGUUUAAACCCAGAUUUAGCACAUGUGAAGAAAUUGGUGAAAAACUGGGAGAAACAGGUCAGCCAAAAGAAAAAGCAGAAGAAAGGAGGGAAACAUCCAAAAAACAAGAAAGUGAAAAAAGACAGAAAAUCUCCACGCCCAUUUGGAAAGAAGACCACCCCGUAAGAGGACACUUCACCAACAAAGACUUCGUAUUAAAACAUUGUCAGCUCCUGGAGGCCAGGCACCAAAUUAUAUAGAUGACUAAAUCCGCCCAAUGCCAAAUAUGAGACGACUUCAAAGAGUUUGUGGGAAAUCCCAUUAUCUUUUCCUUUCAUUUUCCAUGAAUUUUUCAAAGUUCCUUUUUAUACGGUGGAUCUAGAUUUAGAACAAUUGCUUAAUUGUAAUUGACCCAGUUAGCAGGGUAACCCAACCACCUCUACAGAGCAGGAGCGGAUUAUGUGUGGGCUACUUCACGCUCUCUAACCUCUGGUAACCUCUCUCUCUCUUCUUCAGGCCAGUGUCACAGCGGUGUGGCAACACCCUCAUUUGAUUAUGACAGGAUGUUUACUUAGCUUCCUUAGCAGAUAAGAAGCAUAUGUUCACAGUAUAUUUGGGACUUUCUUUAAAAUACCGAGGACACCUAAAAUCAUCAGGUCUGAUGAUGAAAAGGGGUGUUAGAGAUCAGAUGACCCGGUAUCUGGUCUUUCGUUGCCCGGUACAAAGAGGUCAAUACCGUUCCUGACAAGUGUGAUCUGACGAGAUAGGCUCCAAAAUCUCUUGGGAAAUUCAUUUCAGGCCAGAAUCAGUUUCAUUGUCGAAUUAACUUCUUUCCCAGUCUUCAAGGAAUGGUGGUUAUCAGUGGCUAUCCCAGCUCCCGGGAAGCAAGGGGGCUGGAGGACACCAAGACCUGGAAGAGCAUGGCAGCCCUGCGAGGCCCUGCAGGAGUCGGAAGCCUCCUCUAAAAGAAGGGCUUCAGGGGAUGCAUGAGGAGAGGUGUCACUGGCCAGACUUGAAACCUGAAUACUAACUUUGCCAGAUUUUGCUGCUCUCCCUCAGGAUGCAGAUAAUUUUCAUCACUUCCCAGUGGGGAUCUCACCCCAGCCUCUUGUCUAAUUAUCUAAGACUCUGCUACUUCUGUGUAAACCCCCUCCCCGCUGCAAACUCUAACUGCUGCAGAAUUUGAGAGUCUGUGGCCCCAUUACUAUACAGUACACAAGUAAAGCAGAUAAUAUAGAACUAAUAACCUAGGCUCAUACCUUAGUAGUACACAUAUGUAUGACACAUAUGUAUCAUACAUACAUAUACAGAUGAUACAUAUCCAAAUGUAUGUACCUAUAUAAACAUUAUAUGGAGCCCUGAUAGCUCAGUGGUCAGGUGCUUGCUUACUAACCCAAAGGCUAACAGUUUGAAACCACUAGUGAUCUCUGGGAGAAAGAGGUGUCAGGCUGCUUCUGUGGUGAUCACAGCUUUAGAAACUUGAUGGAGCCGACCUACUCUGUCCAAAGGGUCACUAUGAGUCAGUCAACUCAAUGGUUCACAACAGCAAUAACGUGCAUUAUAAUCCCUUGUCAUUUGUGUAUGCAUGAAUAUC